AUGUCGCUGCUGUGCGUCCGAGUAAAGAAAGCCAAGCUCCAAGGGCCUCCAGACAAGUUCAACGCCUACGUGACGCUGAAGGUGCAGAAUGUCAAAAGCACCACCAUCACUGUGCGGGGGGACCAGCCCUGCUGGGAACAGGACUUUAUGUUUGAGAUCAACCGUCUGGAUCUCGGCCUCAUCGUGGAGGUGUGGAACAAAGGCCUCAUCUGGGACACCAUGGUGGGGACCUCCUGGAUUCCUCUGAAGAGCGUCCGGCAUUCAGAGGAGGAGGGCUCAGGAGAAUGGAUCUGCAUGGACGCAGAGGUUCUGAUGAAGGCGGACGAGAUCUACGGCACCAAGAACCCGACUCCUCAUCGAGUCCUGCUGGACACUCGUUUCGAGCUGCCCUUUGACAUCCCAGAUGACGAGGCUCAGUACUGGACGGGCAAGCUUGACAACAUCAACACCCUCCGAAUCCACGAUGAGUACCCUCUUCAGGAUGACGUCCAGAGUCGCCCACUGCCGUUCGCCGCCUCCCAGUGCUCUCUAGACGACCAGGACAGCGCCGUAGAUGACCGCGACAGCGACUACCGCAGUGAGACGAGCAACAGUCUGCCUCCGCGCUACCACACAACGGCUCAGCCCAACUCCUCCAUGCACCAGUACCCCAUGGGGCCUCGGCUGCCGCACCACCCAGACUCCUGCACCGACUCUGUGCACAGCUUUGACCUGGACUACCGGGAACAGAGAGGAAGCAGUCCAGUGGAAAGUAGUCGUUUUGGGUCAUCAGGAAACCUGAGCCAGACCAGCUCCCAGCUCAGUGGCCAGGAGAGCACCGGAGGGUCCGAACUGGAGGAGACCUUCCAUUCCUUCCACAGCACCGGCUUCCACCCCUCCUCCAAUGGACAGCCACGCACUAACGGACACGCUCCCACCAAUGGACACUCUCCGGCUGGCGAGCAGGAGAUUCACCGGCUGACUCCGGAAUCAGGACGAAGCCUGAAAAAUGGCACCCCGGUGGAGAGAGUAUCUUCUAAACUCCAGAGGUUCCAUGAUGAUGGACCACCGUUACCGUUUUCACCAUCUAGAGUUCAUUGGUUGAAGGCCAUCAAUAAAGUCAGGGUUCAGCUCCGGGAGGUUCGAGAUGAAGAAUCCAAUCCGAGACAGGCCUGGGUCAAACCGGGUGGGGGUCCUGGCCUGUAUGGAAUCGACAGCAUGCCAGACCUGCGUAAAAAGAAGCCCAUCCCCUUGGUCAGCGAUGUGGCUAUGUCGCUCGUCCAAGCCAGGAAGGCGGGAAUCGCGUCUUCUAUGGCUGCACGCUCCUCGAUCAAAGAGGAGGAGCUGAAAACCCAUGUGUACAAGAAGACGCUGCAGGCGCUCAUCUACCCCAUAUCCUGCACGACCCCACAUAACUUUGAAGUGUGGACGGCCACCACCCCGACAUACUGCUACGAGUGUGAGGGGUUGCUGUGGGGGAUCGCCCGCCAAGGCAUGCGUUGCUCCGAGUGCGGUGUCAAGUGCCACGAGAAGUGCCAAGAGCUGCUGAAUGCCGACUGUCUGCAGCGUGCCGCGGAGAAGAGCUCGAAGCACGGAGCGGAGGACAAGACUCAGAAUAUCAUCAUGGCCAUGAAGGACAGGAUGAAGAUCCGGGAGAGGAACAAGCCGGAGAUCUUCGAACUCAUCAGGGAAGUGUUUAUCAUCAGUAAAGCCAUCCACGCACAGCAGAUGAAGACCAUCAAGCAGAGCGUUCUGGACGGGACCUCCAAGUGGUCGGCCAAGAUCACCAUCACAGUUGUUUGUGCACAAGGGCUUCAGGCGAAGGACAAGACGGGAUCCAGCGAUCCGUACGUCACAGUUCAGGUGGGAAAGACCAAGAAAAGAACCAAGACCAUUUAUGGAAACCUCAAUCCUGUCUGGGAGGAGAAGUACCACUUUGAGUGCCACAACUCGUCAGACCGAAUCAAAGUGCGCGUGUGGGACGAGGACGACGACAUCAAGUCCAGGGUGAAGCAGCGUCUCAAGAGGGAAUCCGAUGAUUUCCUCGGCCAGAGUAUUAUUGAAGUUCGAACGCUGAGCGGAGAAAUGGACGUCUGGUACAACCUGGAGAAGAGGACGGACAAGUCGGCGGUGUCGGGCGCCAUUCGCCUGCAGAUCAACGUGGAGAUUAAGGGAGAGGAGAAAGUGGCUCCGUACCAUGUGCAGUACACGUGUUUGCAUGAGAACCUGUUCCACCAUUCCAACGACUUGCUCGGCCAAGGUGUGGUGAAAAUCCCCGACCCUCGUGGAGACGACUCCUGGAAAAUCUACUUUGACGACGUGGCCCAGGAGGUAGUGGACGAGUUCGCCAUGCGCUACGGGAUCGAGUCCAUCUACCAAGCCAUGACUCACUUUGCCUGUCUGUCAUCCAAGUACAUGUGUCCCGGGGUUCCUGCCGUGAUGAGCACCCUGCUGGCCAAUAUCAAUGCUUUCUACGCCCACACCACCGCCUCCACCAAUGUGUCCGCCUCCGACCGCUUCGCUGCCUCCAAUUUUGGGAAAGAACGCUUUGUCAAGCUCUUGGACCAGUUGCACAACUCACUGCGCAUUGACCUCUCCACAUACAGGAACCACUUCCCUGCCAGCAAUAAGGAUCGCCUGCAGGACUUAAAAUCCACCGUGGACCUUCUAACCAGCAUCACCUUCUUCAGGAUGAAGGUCCAGGAGCUGCAGUCUCCGCCCAGAGCCAGCCAGGUGGUGAGGGACUGUGUCAAGGCCUGUCUCAACUCCACCUUCGACUACAUCUUCAACAACUGCCACGAGCUGUACAACAGACAGUAUCAACCUGCAGACACGAACAAGGAGGACGUCCCUCUGGAGGAGCAGGGUCCCAGUGUCAAGAACCUGGACUUCUGGCCCAAACUCAUCAUGCUCAUCGUCUCCAUCAUUGAAGAGGACAGGAACUCCUACACAUCCGUGCUCAACCAGUUCCCUCAAGAGCUGAGUGUCGGGAAGGUGUCAGCAGAGGUCAUGUGGACGUUGUUUGCUCAGGACAUGAAGUAUGCAAUGGAAGAGCACGAGAAGCACCGGCUGUGUAAGAGCACCGACUACAUGAACCUGCACUUCAAGGUCAAGUGGCUCUACAACGAAUAUGUCAAGGAGCUGCCGAGCGUCAAGGGCGUCGUCCCCGACUACCCGUCAUGGUUCGUACAGUUCGUGCUGCAGUGGUUGGCUGAAAACGAGGACGUGUCUGUUGAGUUCAUGCACGGAGCCCUGGAGAGAGACAAGAAAGACGGAUUCCAGCAGACGUCUGAGCACGCUCUGUUCUCCUGCUCCGUCGUGGACAUCUUCACGCAGCUCAACCAGAGUUUUGAGAUCAUCAAGAAGCUGGAAUGUCCCGACCCGAGCGUCAUGGCUCAGUACAGCCGCCGCUUCUCCAAGACAAUUUCCAAAGUUCUCCUGCUGUACAGCGCCAUUCUGACCAAGAACUUCCCUUCUUACAUCGACAAGGAGAAGAUUCCCUGCGUCCUGCUGAAUAAUGUGCAGCAGUUGAGGAUCCAGCUGGAGAAGAUGUUUGAGUCGAUGGGAGCCAAACAGUUGGACCCUGAGGCCAGCGACCUCCUGAACGACCUUCAGGUGAAGCUGAACAACGUGCUGGACGAGCUCAGCAGCACAUUUGGGAACAGCUUCCAGAGCCGUAUCACCGAGUGCAUGCGACAGAUGGCGGCGCUGCUCUACCAGAUCAAGGGGCCGCUCAACGCCAGCAACAAGAACCAGGUGGAGGGCGACUCUGACAACAUGCUCAGGCCACUCAUGGACUUCCUGGACGGGAGGCUGACCCUUUUCGCCACAGUUUGUGAGAAGACCGUCCUGAAGCGUGUGCUGAAGGAGCUUUGGAGGAUCGUGAUGAGCAGCCUGGAGAAGACCAUUGUCCUUCCGCAGGGCAGCGACACCUUUGGAGCGCAGAUCCUCUCGGCGGCCAAAGAGCUCGGUCAGCUCUCCAAACUCAAGGAUCACAUGGCGGGCGAGGCUAAGAGCCUGUCUCCCAGGCAGUGUGCUGUCAUGGACGUGGCACUGGACACGAUCAAGCAAUACUUCCAUGCGGGCGGCAACGGGCUGAAGAAGGCGUUCCUGGAGAAGAGUCCCGAGCUGUCCUCGCUGCGCCACGCGCUGUCGCUCUACACACAGACAACAGACACACUCAUCAAGACCUUCGUCACCUCCCAGCACGCACAAGGCUCCGGCGUGGACAAGCCCAUCGGCGAGGUGUGCGUCCAGAUCGAGCUGUACACGCAUCCCGGGAGCGGCGAGCGAAAGGUCACCGUCAAAGUCAUGGGGGCGGGCGAUUUAAAAUGGCAGACGUCCGGCAUGUUCCGGCCCUUCGUGGAGACCAGCAUGAUCGGGCCUCAGCUCAGCGACAAGAAACGCAAGUUCCAGACCAAGUCCAAGAACAACAGCUGGUCCCCCAAGUUCAACGAGACCUUCAACUUUGCUCUGGGUAACCAGGAGGGCUUCGAGUGCUACGAGCUGCAGGUCUGCGUCAAAGACUACUGCUUCGGCCGCGCCGACCGGGUGGUGGGCGUGGCCGUGCUGCAGCUGAGGGACAUCAUGGAGAAGGGCAACUGCGCCUGCUGGUGUCCGCUGGGCCAACGCAUCACCAUGGACGACACGGGCCUCACCGCCAUGCGCAUCCUGUCGCAGCGCUCCAACGACGACGUGGCCAAGGAGUUCGUGAGGCUGAAGUCGGAAACGCGAUCGGCCGAGGAGGGCAGAUGAGAGGAGGAGGGCUGGAGACGGACAGAGAGAGAGAGAGAGAGACAGAGAGAGGAAGGAAGGAGGGACUCAGAAUUUCAGAAUAAGAGACGCAUCCAGGGAAUCGUUUUCCUGCGUCCGACCACGUGGACAAACACUCUCGAACAUUAGUGACCUUCACACUGACCAGCUGAUCCAACAGGAAGUGACCACCCAUCCACUCACUUCUUUUUAACCCCCCCCACCCCUUCUCCAGGGCCGCAGUGGCUCAGUGCACACGCCACAGCCUCAAGGGAACAAAGGAGGCCGGCCGGGCCCCCUGCUGGAGGGCCGAACAAGUCCCCCCCCCUUCCGAGUGUUGUUGUGCAAUAACCCCCCCCGCCCAAGCGUGGCCAUGUGUUUGAUGCCUUACACUGAAAACUGUGAAUGUGUGAAGUCCGUAGCUUCACUGUGAUGGUCGGGGUAAAAUGUGAAACUACUGAACUGGACGCAGAAAUAUUUGACUGGUUAAUCAUGUGAAGCUGAAAAUGGAGAGAAGGUACUAAAGAGAAAUAACCCUUAAAGUUUCCCCUUCGUUCAAAGUAUUGAUGUGUGCCUUGCCAUGUUAAGUCUCCACUCCUUUUUUUUAACCUUUAAGGAGAAACAAAUACUGACAAAUCAUCCGUUGAUCACGAUUUACGCCGUAACAAAAAUCAACAACAACAACAUGGUUUAAAUCAGUUGAAAUGAAAGUUUGUGUUGAAGCAGAGUCCUCGUUUUUUUGUUCAUAUUUAUUUAUGAGCUCAUCUAACAACUCGUGGCUCACGUGGCCUGAAGUCCGGCCGCGAUGGUGCAGCCAUUUUAUUUAUUUUUUUAUAUGUAUUUAUUGACGUCUGUGCGUUUUUUUUUCAAAAGCCUGCGAUUUAAAAAAAUGUUGUUUACCGACGUGUGUGUGUGUGUGUGUGUGUUGAGAAUUUGCACAAUGUGAACGAGUGGCUUCUGCAGCGUUAACACAUGAUAUUUAAUUUUCUUUUAUUCACAAGACGAGAUGAACGCUGUCGCUCGCAUUUUAAAGUCAUGACCUGCUGUUGGUUGUGAAACUAAAUGAAAGAGAGAACUUUCUUUCAGGAUUAAAUUGUUUGUUUUUUCAUCAAAAUCACUGAAAUAUGCCCUAUUUCCCAAUGUUAAAGAAAGUGGAAGAAAUAAUACUGGAUCGGCUCCUUAGUCCAGAUCAAUGCCAAACUAUUAUGGGUUCUUUCUUUCACCGUGUCCCAUCAUCCCACCAAGUUUUAUUGAAAUCUGUCGAGUACUUUUUGUGUCAUCCUGUUCACAAACAAACCCACAGGGCGAAAACGAAACCUUGAGGUUGAACUUUCAGGUUUUUACAAUAUCUGAUGAGGAUUGAAGGAUAAUUUACAUAUUAUCUUCCUGCUCUGUUUCCUCUCUUCCUAUCAGUGGCCUUACUUUACAAACUCAAUAGUUUUUUUUUUUUUAUGUAUUUCCUCUGAGGUUCGGCCACUCGUUUUGCCCACGAUGAUGUCAAACAUGUUUUUUCCAAGCGAUGCUCCUUAUCACGUAGUAUUUAAUUUUUUCUAUCUUUGAUGACAAACACUGUACUUAUACACAGGUUGGGUUUUCUUUGUAGUCUCUUUAUAUUUUGUGUGAGUUGUUUUUUUUGUAAAUAUUCCCCCUUAUCAUCCUCUUGUUGUAAGAUAUGUGUUUUUAUGGACGGAGAUAUUAUGCAGUGCGACGUGUGCCAGUGAAUUUGUUCCCAAAUGAUGGAGAAAUAUUAAAAAUGUUCCACUUAAUGAAGGAUGUUGUGUUAAUACGAGAACCUCAGUGCGUGCACACGCUUGAACCAAUCACACAUCACCCUCCUUUGUUACACUUCUGUCACAGCCAUUCUGUAAAAUACACAACUCCUCGUGCCAAGUUGCAAAUGUUCACUUCUUUUAUUUAUGUUGUUUUUUUUAAAGAUUUUUCUGUAUUUUCUAAAAGUUUCUUGACCCAUUCACUAAAUCACUGCAAUAUUCAAAAACAGGUUCAGUCCAACACGGUAACUGCAUUUUUUUUGUGGUGUUUUCUUUGUAUCGUCACUACUUUGAAAUGUUGUCGUCAUCAUGUAAACACUUGAUUUAAUGAAUUUUGUAUAAAGUA
Limanda limanda (common dab) is the source of this 6846-nucleotide messenger RNA. Its product is annotated as protein unc-13 homolog B-like. Gene Ontology annotation, cellular component: synaptic vesicle membrane; presynaptic active zone cytoplasmic component; plasma membrane. The coding region runs from base 1 to 4734 and encodes 1577 amino acids. The transcript is spliced from 40 exons. Gene Ontology annotation, molecular function: calcium ion binding; syntaxin-1 binding; diacylglycerol binding. Gene Ontology annotation, biological process: dense core granule priming; neuromuscular junction development; synaptic vesicle priming. Lineage: Eukaryota; Metazoa; Chordata; Actinopteri; Pleuronectiformes; Pleuronectidae. The record is from RefSeq and is a predicted model, not a curated record.